Molecule: messenger RNA, 1719 nt
Organism: Penicillium longicatenatum
Lineage: Eukaryota; Fungi; Ascomycota; Eurotiomycetes; Eurotiales; Aspergillaceae
Product: F-box domain protein
Exons: 2
Coding region: 1-1719 (572 amino acids)
Molecular function (GO): protein binding
Source: RefSeq, a predicted model, not a curated record
AUGCUGCUCUCACUCCCCGCGGAGCUGAUCCAGCUCAUUUUGCGAAGUUGUGACAGUCCAUCUUUUCUACAAACGGCUUUUUCUUCCCGUGCUCUACUGGAGCUUGCCACCUCGAGCCGCGAUCUCGUUCAACACCAACUGUUUCAGACCCCCGGAAGGUCUGACUACUCAGCGUCCCUAACAACUCGCCAGUUGUUCAAGUUACUCCUACAUCGAUCCAUCGAUCAGCUGUUGUUUGGUAUUGAAAAUCGAUUUGAAAACAAAUCCUUCAAGUUUGAGGGAAAAGUGAUCGACAGCCGUGCGUCGUCCCUCGUCUCUUCCACAGACGACGCAGGUACCCACAUUCACGUUUUGUUGGUAUUCCAAAAUGACUCCACAGUCUACCUUUUCGACCUUCAAAACGGAUGUUUAACCCUUCAGCAACGAUAUGAGCUUCCUGCGAAGCGGUAUGGAGAUAUCCAGGUUCUCCACACUGCACUUGACAACAGACAGGUCUAUGUGCUGCAUCGCUUCCGGCCUUUUAUUGACGAGGGACCCGAGAAUGAUCGUCCUUUCGUUAAAGAAGCACGACAGUCCAACCCCCACGGUAGCAUCUUUCUAGCUACUUUCCAACUUGAUCGCCCAGACGGUACUAUUGCCAUCCAUGGGUUCCCUGAUGAGGGAAAUUAUGAGCCGCUGAGUUUUGUAGUACAAGAUGAGCAGUUUGCUAUCUCCUGGCAACAUAUUCAGCACGCUCACGAUCAUCGAGUGAUACUCUACAACAUGGAGCAAUAUCGUGAGAUGGAGGCUUUCGGAGACCACGGGCUUGAGCUCCUGGGCUUUGAUCGUUAUGAUCAUGCUUUACUACGGACAUAUGCGAAACCCCUUCCUCCAAUCCUAGCCGUAAAAUAUACGUCUUAUGUACUCGCAGAACACCACGAAGAUGAUGGUGAUGCCGAGCCGGCAGUGAAGCUGGCGUUCAACGAUCAGGGGCAGCAAUUAUUACACUAUAAACGAGGCCAUACUCUUUAUAGUUCCUUCCAGAAGAUCGACUGGGUGUCAUCACCCGGCCAGUGGAAGCCAAAAACUAAUACGAAUGGUGCUAAUGUCACAUUCACAAGUUCACUUUCCCUCAACUUCUCAAUCGGAAUUCCGUUUUACGGCACGCACCAACAAGGCGAUGGAUCUUUCGGGUCUCGUUGUCAUUGGCAAUACCUCGCUAUCGGUAUCGCAACUCAUCGGGUAGAGCACUGGUCCGUGGCCUGCUUACUCCGGUCCGAGGCAUCCCCUACGACCCAUACCUGUACACAUGAGCAGAACAUUGACCGAGGAAGGCGUUUUGAGACGUGGCAGAUCAUGGCCCAGCUGGAAGGGUUCAAAGAGGCGAACACGUCGACCGGAUCUUUGAUUGCAACUUCACCCCAGGCAACUCGAAUUGCCGUGGCUAGCUGGAAGACCGUGACCAUCUGGGCCCUGGAACCGAAUGUGUUGAUAAACAGAGAGGAUGGUUUUUAUCCUGAAUCGUGGCGAGCAGAAGGAGGUUAUCCAGCGCUCCGGCCUGCUGUGAUCCAGUUGGAUGCUGUGUGUUCUCAGUUAGAAUUCACUGAGAACGGAAAUGAACUCGUGGCCAUCACCGAUCGAGGGUUGAUGCUCCUGCGUCUCAAGCCUGAGGAGCGAGGAAUCGGGUUUGUGAACAACGGGGGGAAUCGUGUUUUCGAUGAAGAAGUGACCAUUUUUUAG